Molecule: messenger RNA, 2893 nt
Organism: Periconia digitata
Lineage: Eukaryota; Fungi; Ascomycota; Dothideomycetes; Pleosporales; Periconiaceae
Source: the annotation of a GenBank genome assembly
AGCACCAUGGAGAUUCCAUCCUCGGGCCCGUACCAACGGCGCCUAUCCGAGAAUCUCUCCUCUGGUCUACGUCCUUCGCCACCAAGCUCCUCUGGAGGUUCUCCAAGAGGAAUGAUACCGCCGCCUAAUCCACUCUCCACGGUCGGGGCAGCCUCGCGCACGCCCGGUCUCAAUGUGCCCUCGAUGGCUCAGAUGGGCCCGCGAUCGCCAGGAGGGUACAGCACGACACAGUAUACUUCUACUUCACCGAGCACGGCUUCGGGCGGGGCUCCAGAUAUUCACACCAUUGAACCGUCGUACGUUCCGGCUGGACUUAGCAGUAAUCAGAAACGUGCGUAUCGGCAACGCAGAAAAGAUCCUUCUUGCGACGCCUGCAGAGAGAGGAAAGUCAAGUGCGAUGCGACCGAGACAACGGCAUGCACGGAGUGCUCGAGCAGGAACCACAAAUGCCAGUUUACGAAAGAGACGAAUAGACGAAUGUCUUCGAUCAAACAGGUCCAAGAUCUUCAGUCGCAGAUCUCCGAACUCACGCAGGUCAACAACAGCCUGAGGACUGCCAUUGACAGCAGAGAGAGGGAUAGCAUGGAUAUCGAUCAACGGCGCCCCAACUCAACAAGGUCCAAGACACCGGGCGCGUCACAUAGACCUAGAAGAGUCCCGGCUCCGGCGAUGAACAACUUCGAAGCCGUUCGCAGGAAUAUUCAAAUCCAUUCAAAAGACAUCUUUGAGCCUCCAGUACGGGAACAACAGGACUCGGGCACUGAUCAUUUGCCACAGCAUACUCUUGAGCUUCCUCACCGCGCAGACUUUACCAACAUAUCGCAAAGCUAUCUGAGUUCGAUCCACGAAGCCUACCCGAUUCUGCACUGGCCUACAUUCAUGGCCGAGGUAGACCACGUCUACAGAGCAAGAGACUUACAAGUCAUGUCGCGGGAAUGGAUUGGCUUGUUCUUCGCAGUUCUUGGGUGCGGACAUCUCAACCUACCAGCUAAUAUGAGCAGUCUAGCGCGGGCUUCUAGCAAUGGACGCAAGUUCUAUGAAAUUGCUAUCCAGUGUACAUCCCCGUGGUCCAGCGAACCCAACAUUAUCCAUGCGCAGACUCUAUUUUUGAUGAGUCUCUACGCAGCGGAAAGCAACAUGAGGUCUGCAGGCAACAUGUGGUUGGCUUCUGGUAUCAGAAUUGCGCAGUGUCUGGGUCUUGGGAUAGAGGACGACGGGCAGCCGUUCUUGCGAGCAGAGAUGCAGAGAAGGAUUUGGUGGGCCUUUUACGUACGAGACAGAGUCACCUCGUUCGGAGCUAACUGCCCAAUGUCGAUAUCUGAAGACGAUUGCGAAGUUUCAUUACCAACUUCUGCUGAGGAUCGAGACAUGCAGCUGCAUGGGUUAUUCCGACCUCCAAAAAAAGACGCGUUCAGCAGUUUUGUCGCCACCAUUGAGAUCACACGCCUCUAUUCAGGACUCUACCAAACUCUCAAGUCGAGUUCCAUCACCCACGAGUACCUCGCAGCCCACGACGAUGACUUGCGCUCGAAGCUAGCUCUGCUACCUCUACACUCUCCCUCGGUGCCAGACAACUCCCUUGAUCUCUCGGUCCUUGGCCCUCUUAUCGCCAUCGACUUUGCCCGAUUCCAGCUCUACCGCCGUAACAUUUCUCCCGUAUGUGCUCCAGCGGACCGUAACGUGGCACUCCACUGGUGCGUUACAGUCGCCCAAGACACUACAAGAUAUGUCCAGCGCGUUUUACCGCCCGGGCCGUAUACCGAAUCGUCGUCUUCGCUAUCAAACACCCCUACAUCAGACAAGGACUGUCAAACCCGUAUCCUCCCUCUCGCCAGCAACACCAUCUGCCUCCACCUCUGGCGCUGCAUCCUGAUGCUCAGUCUCCGCCGCGACUUCUCCUCGGCGCUGACCUGCGCGCGACUCUCCGCAGCCAUCGGCAGCAUCCGCCCCCUCAACACAGCCUGCGGCCACAACACCGUCUUCUUCCUCGAAACGCUCCUCGACCGCCUCCGCUCCCCAACCCCAAACACCAUGAACCGCCCCAUCCCCGACACCUCCCCCCUCGACGAUGAACCCCUCCUCGCCUACGCAACCGGCGACCUCCAAUCCUCCCUCGAGCAUUCCUGGGCCUGGCCCCCAUCCUCCUCUCACCUCGCCUCCUCAACAUCCCCAUCUCCAUCCUCCCCCCCACCCUCCGCAACCCCCCUCCCUCCCUCCUCCUCCCCCUACGCUCUCCGAACCCCCGCUUCCUCCACCCUCCCCCAACCCCCCACAGCAUCACCACCACCAGAUCAAACACCAUCACAAACCCCCCUCCCAAUCCGCAACACCCCCGCCGCACCCCCAAUCCCCGCAACCCCAACAACCCCUUCUUCUUCGACAUCCGCAGAUCAAACCCCAUGGCCACACAUCCAAACACUCCUGCACACCCUCAUAGACGAGUCCUCGCGUCGCGGUAUUGCUCUCCCUCCUCAGCCUCCCUCUCCUCUCCCCCCUUCUCCGUCCUUCCAAUCCACGCAAGCUCCGCAAUCCGCUUCAUCGAGUUUCGCCGCUACCCUCCCUCCUCCUCCUCCUUCUUCUUCUUCUUCCGCGGCGUCGUCAUUCUACCAGCACGGAACCAGCGGGAGUGGAGGGACCACGUAUUACGCUUCGUUGCAUAAUCCCGGGAAGAGGGUGCAGAUUGAGGUUUCUAGCCCCAGCCCCAUGUCCUCUGGGACGACGACGACGACGACGGCAGCGACCGUCGCGCCGGAGCAGAGUAGUGCUGCUGCUGCUGCUGCUGUUGCUGCGGGGACGAGGAAACGAGAUGUUGAAGAGGGGAAGAGUAGGAUUAGUAUUGCUAAUAUUAUAUAAUCUGUUUCUUUUUUUUUCUUCUUGUUUUUUAAUCUUGUUU